This is a messenger RNA of Durio zibethinus, 1409 nucleotides long. The record is from RefSeq and is a predicted model, not a curated record. Lineage: Eukaryota; Viridiplantae; Streptophyta; Magnoliopsida; Malvales; Malvaceae.
UAAACCCUAAUCCUAAACUCUAAAUUAUAAUUACUUUACUAGUUUACUUUUAACAGAGAAUGUUGAAACGCUGCGGUUUGAAAGAUGAAAACGGACAAAAAGGUUGUUUUCACUUGAAAUUCUUUGAACAAUUACAAAACAAUGAACGAGUGAAAAUUUCCUGUACUUAGUUGUCGAGAUAACGAGAUAGAUGCACUCUCAUCGCUUGGCUGCAACACUUGACGGGUCUUAUGCAGUGAAUGCGUUCGAAGAAAAUCCUGCAAGAAAUUAAAUCACUAUAAAGGUUAAAAUAAAAUGAUCCCAAAGCCAUUUGGCGUAUUGGGCAAAGGCGCUGUUAUAAUUUUUGGAGGAUUUCUGACUCUCAAUCUUGCUGCUACUGUUGCCGUUGGUGCGUUUCGUUUUGUGGCUGAAAAGAAACGGAAAAAGCUUGCCUUGCCUUGUGGCGUUUGUAAUGGGAAAGGAUUUUACAUAUGUAAGCUGUGCAAUGGAAAUGCUACAAUACAGUGGUCACCUUUGUAUGAUCCAAUUCAUAUUAACCCCUGUGUUUGCCCUACUUGUGAUGGUAACAGGGUGCAGCGCUGCCUAAACUGUCUAGGAAAAGGUUACAGCUGACUAUUGACUUAAUUACAACUUCGGCAAGCUGCUGUCAGGACCCUUAUUUUUAAGGUGCUUCUAUUCUUUCACUGCAUCUACUUUAGAUGUUUGCUAAGUUGAUGUGAUUUACAACACAAUUGAAUUAGCAAAUCCUAUUUUCAGAUAGGAAAAGUGGGUAAGUGCUGGGAACUCCAAAAUUUUUCCAAGAAAUUUCUAAAUCACUUUCUUGAUCGCAUAAGUUGUAAUUCCAUCAAUAGCUUCUUCAAAUGGAGUAUUUCCCUUGAUGAAUUUGUUGUAAGAAGAAUCUCACUCUAUAUUCAGGAAGCAAUCUAUAUAGAAUUUAUUAAUGGAGCUUAGGAGAUUUCUGCCAGUAUAUGAUGACAAGAAAAGUAGCAAUCUCUUCUCAAAUUGGAUUCUCAAGAGUAAAGAAAUUACACGUCAGUUGGCAUAGAUGCAACUUGACCAGUCUAUUGUACUCUCCCUGCAUGUGCCAUCUCUUCGGCUCAGAUAAUUGUUCAUGAAAUGAAACAAAGUGCUGGAAGGUACAAAGCUGGGCAUUGCUGUUUCAAAGGCAACAAGAAUGAAGGUCAGUGUUCAUGGGAUCAAUUUCAGCAUGGAAUCGCUUUCCAAUCAAAGAAAUUAGUGGUGGGGAGGCCUCUGAUUCACGUACCACGAUCUGUAUCCUAUAUCCCACAAACAGCCAAAUCAUUCAGUCACAUUAUCCGAUUGACAUGUUUCAAAGGCAAUAAAAAAGUUAAAUUCCUUUUUGUUGUUUUCAGAUGAAAUCUAAGUGGUCCACGUAAAAUGGGGAUAAA